GGCUGCUGAAAAAAGGGUGGUGGCAGAAGUAUCGUUCCCGCGCUGACAUCGAGCGAGAUGAUGUCGAGUUGCGUCCGGCGCUUGGCCAUGACCUCAAAGAUGAACCUUGUCAUCGGUGCCAAUGCAAUGCAUGUUGCGAAUGGCAAUGCGAUGAGCCUGCGGCCUUGGACGGUGCUCUCGCUGACGCACGCCCGUGCGCUGUCGAUUGAAGUCCCUCGACCUGUCGUGUCUACCUCGUGUGUGUGGAUUGGCGGCCUCCCUUACGACUCAAAGUACAACGACGUUCGUCAGCGAUUUGAGUUGCAUGGCAAGAUCAAGAAGCUCGAGUUCCCCACAACGCCAGACGGACGCAGCAAUGGCACGUGCUACAUCACGUACGAGACCCCCGAAGAAGCUGCCCUCGCGUUGUCCGAGAACGAAAGCAUGUUUGGGUCGCGAUGGAUCCGCGUCAAGCACCUUCGCGACCUCAACACCAACGCACGAUCUGCCAACACGAACUCCACGCCCAACUCGAAAGUGUUUAUCGGCAACUUGCCGUACAACUUCACCGAAGGCGACGUGACCGAGCUCCUGUCGUCUUGCGGUACAGUCUUGAAUGUCAAUUUGGUGGUGGACAACGAGAACAAGUCCCGAGGAUUCGGUUUCGCCCAUUUUGAGACUGCAGAAGCCGCUGCCGCCGCCGUCAAGCUCAACGGCACGUUCCUCCAAGGACGCCCCGUCAGCAUCAACUACUCGUUACGUGCGCCUGCCCAGGGUCGCGGCACCGCGAUGGCUGACACCAUCUUUGUGGCGAACCUUCCCCACGACGUCGAAGAAGAAACCCUCGAGUCGAUGUUUGACCACUGCGGCGCCAUCGAAAGCAUCCGGCUGGCGAAGGACCAAGAAACGGGUCGGUCCCGUGGCUUUGCCCACAUCACGUUCGCCAUGCCGGAAGGCGCAAAGAAAGCGAUCGGUCUCAACGGCGCCCAGAUUGAUGCCAACACGAUCGGCGUCGAGUUGGCCAUCACCAAGGCGCAGAAACGAAGGCGCUGGGACAACAAGUCGGACACACCCUCUGUCGACACCGAAUAGAUCAAUAUACAAUCGCCGUUGCGAAGGAUCGAGCUGGUGGCAGCACGGGAUAGCAGCGUUGAGUGGUUCCAUGGACAGACACAGUCCGCGCAAGGUUGAGAAGAGUCGUGUAUGGGGCGAUGGGCAUGUAGUGAGUGGGCAAUG
Molecule: messenger RNA, 1215 nt
Organism: Aphanomyces invadans
Lineage: Eukaryota; Oomycota; Saprolegniomycetes; Saprolegniales; Verrucalvaceae
Exons: 1
Coding region: 58-1071 (337 amino acids)
Cellular component (GO): cytosol
Molecular function (GO): mRNA binding
Source: RefSeq, a predicted model, not a curated record